AUGAGUGUCCUCAACUGGCUUUAUGUAACAGUCAAGCGAGAGAUCAAAUUAUCAUACGCGUUCAUGGAAAGCAACUUUGACGCAGCCUUUGUUCCUUUCCCCAUCUUCGCUACCGCUUCGUUACUAUACCGAAGGUCAACCUACGAAGAAGCCUUAUCUUCCCUCACCAACACACUGCUCUACGGUUUCUUCCUCUACUACAGCACAGAACUAGCAAACAAUGCCGAUGGAGGCACAAUCGAAGACAAGAUUAACAAGCCAAACCGCCCAAUAGUGCAGUCCCAGACUACCGUGGCUGCAGCAAAACUACGAUUCUACAUCGCAUCAGCAACGUGGCUCUUAUUAAGCUACAUCCUAGACGUCUACAUCUGGUCUCUGCUCUGGAUAGCUGUCCUCGUUUCCCACUACCUACUACGAGCAUCCAGAAUAGGACCGGCAAAAGAUCUCUGCAUCGUUCUAGGUGUCACUUCCCAACUCAUGGCCUGUUGGAAGCUGGGUGGCUCCGAUAUGCGUGAGGGCUGGAGGUGGGUCAAACUGAUUAUUCUUUGGAUUUUCUUCACCGUUCCUAUACAGGAUUUUCGUGAUGUUCCCGGGGAUUUGGCUGCUGGACGGAGAACGACUCCUAUCCUGUUGGGGGAUUUUCCGGCUCGAAUUUACACAUCGAUGGGACUCGUUACAACCGAGGUACGCUUUCACCAUGUUUAUUCCCCUCCCUACUACCAAUUGAAUGCUGAACGCAGGAGCUGA
Molecule: messenger RNA, 747 nt
Organism: Aspergillus neoniger CBS 115656
Lineage: Eukaryota; Fungi; Ascomycota; Eurotiomycetes; Eurotiales; Aspergillaceae
Product: UbiA family prenyltransferase
Exons: 3
Coding region: 1-747 (248 amino acids)
Cellular component (GO): membrane
Molecular function (GO): transferase activity, transferring alkyl or aryl (other than methyl) groups
Source: RefSeq, a predicted model, not a curated record